ACGGGUGUGGUGCUCCCGCCCGAUUCAGACGCAAUAUCGGAUGGCGUCGAGUUAUUUGUAGUUUCACGCCUGCUUGCUCUGGUGGUUUUCGGUGGACAUGGUAAUUGGCAUCCUAUUGAAUACUCUGCCCUACAAUGCGACCUAGAUCUAUUACCAAUCAAAUUUCGUGUUCGUCUUGAACGUUGCAUACUUUGUCCUGUCUUACGCUAUAUCUUAUAUCCGAAGAUUUUCAUUGUCAUAAUCUUUCAACCGACACAGUCACUCUGUUUGGGAGCUUUUCCCAUGGAUUUGCAUGUUCUGCUUUUUCUGCGCCCCAGCGUGGACCGACGCGACUGCCUAGUUUAUUUGGAGUGUUUGGAUGUUCGAUGCUAUUGUAUCGGUCGUGCAGCCACUGGUGGUAUCGUGGCGGACGAUUUGCUCAGGCCACAGCUGGCUUUGGGAACCAUAUUGGCGAUUUAUAUUCUGUGGGGAAUUGGUGUUUCAUUCUCCCUCAUGGUAAUAUGCAUCUAUCUCCAACGGUUGAUGCUUUAUAAGCUCCCACCAAGGGCAAUGCUCGUAAGCGUUUUUCUUCCACUCGGUCCACUGGGCCAGGGUGGAUUUGGUAUACAGAAGUUUGGCAAAAGUGCCAAGUCCAUAUCCCCCCAAACCCAAACGCUGAGCUCCUCGACUGGGAAAGUAUUUUACCGCGUUGGGUUUCUGAUCAGCAUUCUUGCUGUGGGCAUUUGGGCUUGUCUGGCUCACUCUCGGAUGUUCCUGCUCAACAUGGACUGGUGGGCCUUGACAUUCCUGUUGGGUGUGUUUACGACCUGUACUUGUACGAUGGACCAGGAGUUCCCACCACGCUUCUUCUCGGGUGUUUGGAACGGUAAGCAGCCCAAUUCCACUUACCUGGCUAUGCUGACCCGUCGAUCGGCUAGAUUCUAUCUAUGA
Penicillium argentinense is the source of this 930-nucleotide messenger RNA. Its product is annotated as sulfite efflux pump SSU1. Lineage: Eukaryota; Fungi; Ascomycota; Eurotiomycetes; Eurotiales; Aspergillaceae. The transcript is spliced from 6 exons. Gene Ontology annotation, biological process: transmembrane transport; sulfite transmembrane transport. Gene Ontology annotation, molecular function: sulfite transmembrane transporter activity. Gene Ontology annotation, cellular component: plasma membrane. The record is from RefSeq and is a predicted model, not a curated record. The annotation marks the transcript as partial.